AUCCUUUAUAUUUUCAGAAUCGUACAAAAUAAGUUCCAAAGUUACAUUAAAAAAAUAAUGGAAAUAGCUGGCAAAUAUUAGGAUAAAUGAUGUGCGAGAUGCAAAUGAGGGAAAGCUUUGCAAAAAUAAAUUGAGAACAUUAAAUGGAAACACUUGAACUACAGAACUUAUUAAACUUAUUAAACAGUAAAAACUCUUCUUCGGACAUCAUGGAAAAUCUUCAUAAAUUCUUGUUAGAUGCCAUAGAGAGCAAGAAUUUUCAGUGUUUCAAACAGAUUGUGGAGGAAAAUUUGGAAAAGCAACCAACCAUUGUCAAAUAUGUCGAUCCGGACACAAGAGAUACAUACCUCGAUAAAACCAGUAGAGAGGGCUUAACAGAAUUUGUAAAGUUUUUAUUGUGUAUUGAAGGAGCAGAAAUCAACAGAGUGAACGAAAUGCACAAUUGUGCUCCCAUUCAUUUUGCUACUAUGGGUGGACACGUAGAUACAUUGACAGUUUUGUUAACACAACAUACAAUAGAUGUAGAUCUGGAGGUGGAACAACGAACUGCUCUGCACAUCGCACUAGAAAACAAUGAUCUGAAAUGUGCCGUUCUACUGCUAGAGAAAGGCGCCAGCGUUAAUAUUCUUGACAAUGAGAAUCGAACAGCCCUUCAUCUGGCAGCAAUAAAGAAUCAACACGGCAUAGUGAAGAUGAUACUGGAUAAAUACACACAGUGCCUGGAAGUUGACAGAUAUAAAGAUUGUGACAAUCAGACUACACGAGAAGUAAUCGAGCGAAAGUUUCCGGAAUUGAAAAAAGAAUUGUCGGAAAAAUUACCGUUUAAAGAUAAAAAUUCGAAAAUAAAUACGCAAGACCUCAAAUACCACUUAAAUAACAAAGAUGAAGCAAAUUUUCUAAAAUGUAUAGAGCUUUUCCAAGAAGAAAUUUCUCCUAAUAUUAUUGAGAAUUUGUUAACAAAGUCCAUGCAAUAUAAUUUUCAACAAGCUGUAAUAGCAAUUCUAAAUAAAUUUAAAGGAAAGCACUUUAAUGUAAAGAAAGUUAUAUGUGAGACUGUUCAGAAUGGUCAUCUUACUAUUCUUAAGGAAUUAUUGAAAGUAAAACCCCAGAUGAUCAAUGAUCUACUUUUGAGUGUUUGUCAGGAACUAGAAAUAUCGCCUGAACGAGAAAAUGACAACUUACUGAAGUGUCUGAAAUUGAUUCUAGAACAGGAUAAUGCGGAUGUUCGUUGCACUGACAUUUCAGAUGCUAAAAUGGACCUUGAAGUGAAUUCAGAACAGGAUUGUUUACUGAGCAAAUUUCCAACUAAUACAGACAUCGUUUUUCACAAAUUAUUGUCAAAUGCUUUACAAUCCAAAGAUUUUUGUUCUUUCGAAAAAGCUAUAAUAUAUAAGAAACAGUCAACUAAUACUUUAAACAUCGAUUAUAUAGAUUCAAAUACGCAAGAAACAUACCUUGAUACAGCAAGUAAAAAUGGCCUGACAAAGUUUGUGGAGUUUUUAUUACGUCAAGGUGCGAAACCUAACCGAGUGAACGAAUUGCAAAAACGUGCUCCUAUUCAUUUCGCCACAGAAGGUGGACAUGUGGACACGUUAGCAGUUUUAUUGGCAGAACCGACAAUAAAUCUAAAUCUCGAAGCAGAUCGACAGACUGCCUUGCACAUUGCGGUGAGAAGGAAUCAUCAAACAUGUGCCGAUUUAUUAUUGAAAAAACAUGCUAGCGUUAAUAUUCCAAAUAGCAAAGGCUUGACAGCUCUCCAUUUGGCGGCGAUCAACGGCCAACGAGACAUGGUGAAAUUGAUAUUAGAGAAAAACAGGAUUUUGACACUUGAUCUAGAUAUUGAUACUUACAAAGACUGGGGAAAACGGACUGCGCGAGAUGUAAUUCAGAACAAAAUGUCGGAUUUGUUGAAGUUGUGUCCGCCCAAAAACGAAAAUCGUGAGGUAAAUGCGCACGUUCUUAAGUAUUACCUGGAUGCCAAUGACGAAAAAAACUUCCUGGAAAGUAUGAAGCGUGUCAAAAUAGAGGUUCUUCACGACAGUGAAGUCGAAGAGUUGUUAGAGAUGGCUGUACAACGCAAUUUUUACAGAUCUGUAAUUAAAAUCUUGGAAAAAUUCAAAGGAAGACAGUUCAGCAUACAGAAAGCCGCAGAAGCAGCCGUAUUGCACAGUCAUAGCGCUAUCCUUCAGAAAUUGCUGUGUGAGGAACCAAAAAUGGCCAAUAACUUGGUACUCAGCGCCUGUCAACAGCUGGGAAUACCAGAAAAACAAAAAGUCAAUGAUACAUCUCAUCGACUGGAAUGUCUAAAAUUAAUUUUAGAACAAGACGUGGACGUUCAUUGUACAGAUAAUAGGGGCAAUACGCCAUUGCAUUACGCAGCCAUGGCAGACUGUGCCGAAGCGAUAACUUUGCUCUUAAAUCGAGGCAGUUACAUUGGUCAUAUGAACAAGUUUGACAUUCCACCCAUUGAGGAUGUUCCAGCUUGUAUGCUAUCACGCUAUUUCGACGACUGCCUUCGAAUGACGAAAGAAUGGGGUGAAUACAAGAUUGAAUUCGAUUAUCGUUGUUUGAUGCCGCAUAACAUUUUAAAAAGACAUGACGAAACUCGUCAGCCAACUUGUGAGAUGGAAGUUUUCAAGUACAUAGCCAGCAAUAAUAAUCUCAAACACUUGCUAAAGCACCCAAUACUCUCAUCUUUUCUGUACCUCAAAUGGCACAAAAUACGCCACAUUAUGUGGGUAAAACUUUUUUUCUACCUAGGUUUCUUUAGCGUGCUGAAUCUUCUGCUAUUAUAUUAUGUCUUCAGUAUGAGUAAUUCUUCGAAUAAAAAUAGUACAUACAUAGCUAAUAACAGUUACAAUAUGACUUUGGAAAAACCUUUGCAAAUUGUCUAUCAGAACAACCGUUCACUGAAUGCUAUUAUUUUAUCAUUAUUGGUGCCCUUUACUUUGUGGAAGAUUCUUCAAUGCUGUUUUUGUCGUUUGCAUUAUUUGGUUACCUUUGAAAAUUUCUUACAGUUUAUAAUAAUAGUGCUAACAGUUGCCUUGACAGUCAAUGCAAAUUUCGAGAUUGGUAUUGUUUUAAUUUUACUGUCAGCUUGGGAAGUGAUAAUACUGAUUAGUCAAUUUGGAGUCGAUACGUCUACUAGCUUUGAAAUGUUCCAGAAGAUUAGUGUCAAUUAUAUGCGUUUAUUUUGUCCAUAUAUAAUCAUCAUCUCUGAGUUUGCUCUGAUUUUCUAUAUACUCUUCAAGAAUAAUAAAAAUUUUUCUGAUUUUGAACGUUCAUUCUUUAAGACCGUCAUCGUGCUUAUCGGUGAGUUUGAAGCCAGCAAUAUUAUUUUGCACUCCAUUUUUAGCCAUAUUAUAUUCACAUUGUAUGUCUUCUUCAUUGCUAUCGUACUGUUUAAUCUGCUCAACGGUUUGGCAGUCAACAAUACCGCUGAGAUCUUAGGUGAAGUCGAGGUAACUAGACUCAUUUCUAAGAUAUACACAAUCGCUUUUAUCGAAGAUAUAGCAGUUGGUAAAGUGUUCAAAUGUUACUUCUGCUGUAGAAAUUCCGAGUUGUCACGAUGGCAUCUAUUCAGCUUUCUCGCCAGGUCGAUUUUUCUGUUUCCACAUUAUUUGAGAAGUGGCAAACUCAACGUCAAGUUGUCCGACAAUGCAAACAACUAUUGUUGUAAUGGAUAUCGCAAAAUCGUAACGAAAUAUUGUAAUACUUGUAAUGAGUCUGUAAAUUGUGAUAAAUAUUGGAUCGCACAAAGAAUGGAUUCUAAUAUAAUUAAACAAGUUAAACAGAUUGUUUUAAACAAGAAUCAAUUAUCAGACAACGAAAAAAUAAUAAUGGAAAUAACUAAGUUGCGGGAGCAAAUGACGGCGAUAGAGGCCACUUUAAAGCACGGCUUUAAAGCUCAAAAUUGAAAGUAUCACUAUCAAAAAUACAGUCUAGUCCGUGGGAAAAAGUUGUACGUAUGAAUUUGAAUAACUGUAUAUAAAAUUAGGUACAUAUACAUAUAUACUAUACGGAAUGUUCGGCACCAGGUAGAAGAAAAUUUAAAACGUGGUUAAAAUAAAUAAGAUGAGAAUUAAAAAUAGCAAAAUUAUAAUUAAAGCUUCGUUUCUUAAUAUUUAAAUAUUAGGUGUUUCAGACUCUUUUUAUAUAUUUAAACAUUUAAAAAUACAAUAUCAAAUAAUAACAUUUCAAUGGAAAAGUUUCGUUAGUAAGCUAUAAUAUCUAAAUAUUUAGGAAAGCAUAUAUAGUGACACUGUGUCAACUAUGUCGUUUACUAGAAAGCUCCCACAAUUACACACAUAAAAUGUGUCAUUGUUUUGAGUCAUUCUUCACGUAGAACAUAGUCAUAAUAACAUUAUAAGAAUGUCAUCAUGGCUUUAUUUAUCACUUACAUAUUAUGUGGUAUUAUAUGUAUAAGCAUAUCUAAAACUUUUAUCAUAUGAUAUCAUCGAGUAACAAAUAAUAUCUUUAUAAUAUUAUGAUUUUCUGUAUUCUAUUUGGAUCUAUAAAUACCAAUCUAUUAUAAUUAUAUUUUUGACGAUAAAAUAUAAUGUUGAUAUAAAAAAGUGAAAUAAAAAAAGCUUUUAGCUAUAAAUCAACAUUGCGAAAUAUUAUGUAAUACAAUGUAUGGCUGUUUUCCAAGACACACUGUGUUUCACUGUGAUGUUCUUAUUGGAAUGGUUGAAACUCUAGACUUAAGUAGAAACAAUUUAAUAAUAUCGAUGCUAAUAAGCAUUUAAAAAAAUUUGUUAUUGAAACUGAUAUUAGAAAUUAUCAUUAAUAUUAUAUGUUAAAUAUAAAAUUUCUUGAAAAAUUAAUAACACUUACAUAUUUUAUAUACUCGGACUCAGCUUUUUUAUAGUGUUACAAUUAGAAUAUUUUAUGUUGGACAUUGUGUUACACUGUAUUAUCUAUGUACUUUGUUAGAAAACAUCUAUCAGCUAAUCAAAUCUUCUACUGCAAGGAAAAAGUUAAACUCUGUCCAACUUUGAUUGGCUGCCACGUUAACUUCAGCCGCGCAACAAGUUUACCGCGUUCUGUACAGGAGUUAUUAGAUUUAUAGAGACCUAACUUCUUAAAUCUUAAAAUAAUUCUUGCUCCUUGGGUCUGUACAGUCCCAAAUAACACCCUGUAUAAUAAAUAUUUAAAUUCAUUUUUUAAUAUAUUCUUCAUAUUUUUUAUUGUUUAAUAGAUUUUUAUAAAAUAACUUAUUCUGUAUAAAUAGACUCCUACAUAAAAUUAUAUAAAAACUUAAUUUUAUAAAUCAAUAUUAAACAAUACUGCCAACUAUAUUAUAUUUUAUUGACAUAGAUUUAAUUCCUCUAACAUGUAAUUACUUUGAUUAGAAUUGUAUUGAGUUUAAUGACUCAUCAAAGUAAAUUUACCUAAAUAUUACAUGAUAUACAAAUACAAAUGUGGAUAUAUUGUUGUACAAUUUAUAUAACAUACAACAAAUAUGAUUUCAGUGCUUUUUAAAAUUAUGUUUUAC
Monomorium pharaonis (pharaoh ant) is the source of this 5497-nucleotide messenger RNA. Its product is annotated as transient receptor potential channel pyrexia-like. Gene Ontology annotation, biological process: monoatomic ion transport; transmembrane transport. The coding region runs from base 144 to 3917 and encodes 1257 amino acids. The transcript has 5 exons. Gene Ontology annotation, cellular component: membrane. The record is from RefSeq and is a predicted model, not a curated record. Gene Ontology annotation, molecular function: monoatomic ion channel activity; protein binding. NCBI's taxonomy places the organism in Eukaryota, Metazoa, Arthropoda, Insecta, Hymenoptera, Formicidae.